Myotis davidii is the source of this 1197-nucleotide messenger RNA. Its product is annotated as leukocyte immunoglobulin-like receptor subfamily A member 6. NCBI's taxonomy places the organism in Eukaryota, Metazoa, Chordata, Mammalia, Chiroptera, Vespertilionidae. The coding region runs from base 1 to 1197 and encodes 398 amino acids. The record is from RefSeq and is a predicted model, not a curated record. The transcript has 6 exons.
AUGGAGGAGAGAGACGUCCCCAAACCCUCUAUCUGGACUGACCCAGGCCCCAUCGUCACCAACAAGAGCUCUGUGACCAUCUGGUGUCAGGGGUCCCUGCAGGCUAGUGCCUACAUUCUAUAUAAAGAGAGGGGCUCUGAACCCUGGGAUACCAGGAUCCCACAGGACUCCAGCAACAAGGCCGGUUUCCUCAUUGAAGCCACGACCCCAUCCCACGCAGGGCUAUAUGAGUGUGCAUAUUACACCACUGAGGACAUACUGUCACAGAGGAGUGACCCCCUGCUCCUGGUGGUGACAGGAGUGGGCGGUGCACCCUCCCUCUCAGCCCAGCCAAGCCCUGUGGUGGCCUCAGGAGGGAAUGUGUCCCUCUCCUGUGGCUCUAACCUCACAUCGGGCCCUUUCCAUUUGCUGAAGGAGGGAGGGGCUGACCCGCCCCAACACAUGGAAGCAGAAUGGAGGAUUCAUGAUGGGAGGUGGCAGGCCAUCUUCCCUCUGGGCCCCGUGAGCCCCUCCCAUGGGGGGACCUACAGAUGCUAUGGCUCUUCCAGCUCCUACCCCAACGUGUGGUCACAGCCCAGUGCCCCUCUGCACAUCCAGGUCACAGGUGUGCACAGGGAGCCCGCCCUCUCAGCCCAGCCAGGCUCGCUGGUGCUGCCUGGACACAACCUGACCCUCCAGUGCCACACGGAGGCCGGCUUUGACACAUUCGCUCUGACCAAGGACGAGGGGAUCACACACCCCCAGCGCCUCGAUGGGCAGCACAGCCCCCACUUCCCCCUGGGCCACGUGAACUGCACCCACGGGGGCCGGUACCGAUGCUACAGUGGACACCACCUCUCCUCUGUGUGGUCGGCCCCCAGCGCCCCCCUGGACAUCCUGGUGGCAGGAAUGUACAGGAAACCCUCCCUCGCAGCGCAGCCGGGACCCUCAGUGCCCAGGGGAGUGAACGUGAACGUGCAGUGUGGGUCUGAGAUCUGGUUUGACACCUUCCACCUGCACAGGGAGGGGUCACUGGACCCUCCCCAGCACCUCCAUCUGCAGGACACGUCUGCACCCUCUCAGGCCAACUUCACCUUCAAUUCUUCCCAGCCCCCCACUGGACACUCCCUUAUAGAGAGAAGCAUCCUGUCUGUGGGCACCACACUGUAUGACUCCCUGUGCUCACUGGAGGCCUCCAGGCCCUCAGUGCUCACCUGA